This is a messenger RNA of Micromonas commoda, 1435 nucleotides long. RefSeq lists its product with no specific name. Gene Ontology annotation, cellular component: chloroplast stroma. NCBI's taxonomy places the organism in Eukaryota, Viridiplantae, Chlorophyta, Mamiellophyceae, Mamiellales, Mamiellaceae. The transcript has a single exon. Gene Ontology annotation, molecular function: transaminase activity; identical protein binding; pyridoxal phosphate binding. The record is from RefSeq and is a predicted model, not a curated record. Bases 11 to 1375 code for a protein of 454 amino acids. Gene Ontology annotation, biological process: arginine metabolic process.
CGUAUCGACGAUGAUGCACGCCGCCGCCGCCGCCGCCGUCUCCCUUCGCGCGCCGGUACCGGCGCUCGGCCGCGCCCGCCCCCCGAUCGCGGGUAAGCGCCGCCCCCUCCAGGUCAGGUCCGCCAUCGCGCCCUCGCCCGCGUCUGUGGACGCGGACCGAGUGCGCAAGGACGAGAACGAGUGUGUGGUCAACACCUACGGCCGCACUCUCGACGCGCCGGUGUUCACGCACGGCCUCGGGUGCAAGAUGUGGGACACCGAGGGCAAAGAGUACCUCGACUUCUGCGCGGGCAUCGCGGUGAACUGCCUCGGGCACUGCGACCCGGACUGGGUCGCGGCGGUGACCGAGCAGGCCAACAAGCUCUGCCACGUCAGCAACCUGUACCACACCGAACCCGGCGCCACCCUCGCGCGCAAGCUCGUCGACACUUGCUUCGCCGACCGCGUCUUCUACUGCAACAGCGGCACCGAAGCGAACGAGGGUGCCAUCAAGUUCGCCAGGAAGGUGCAGAUGCAGCGAGCGAAAGCCGCCGAUCCGGACGCCACGCAGUGGGCCACGGAGACGGUCUCCUUCUCCAACUGCUUCCACGGCCGCACCCUCGGCGCCCUCAACCUGACCUGGAAGAAGCAGUACCGGACGCCGUUCGAGCCCCUCUCCCCGGGUCACUCGUUCGCGACGUACGGAGACCUGGAGAGCGCCAAAAAGGCAAUCGUCAAGGGUAAAACCGCCGCCGUGUUCGUCGAGCCCGUGCAGGGCGAGGGGGGGAUCUUCCCGGCGGACAAGGCGUUCCUCCAGGGGCUCAAGGAUAUCUGCGAGGAGGCCGGCGCGGUGCUGAUCUUCGACGAGGUCCAGUGCGGCCUCGGUCGCACCGGCUACCUCUGGGGCCACCAGUCGGUUGACGUCACGCCGGAUAUCAUGACAGUCGCGAAACCCCUCGCGGGCGGCCUUCCCAUCGGCGCCAUCCUCUGCACCCAGGAGGUGGCGAACGCCAUGGCGCCCGGCGACCACGGCUCCACGUUCGCGGGCGGACCGCUGGUGUGCAACGCGGCAAACGCCGUUUUCGACAAGGUCUCGGACGAAGACUUUCUGGCAAACGUGACGGCUCGCGGCGAGCAGCUCAGGAGCGGACUGCGCGAGGCUCUGAAGGAUAACGGGCACGUGAAGGAGGUGCGCGGGUCGGGUCUUCUCGUGGGCGUGCAGCUGGACUGCCCGGCGGGUCCCAUGGUGGGCGAGUGCAGGAAGAACGGGCUGCUGAUCCUCACAGCGGGCGCGGGUGACGUGAUCCGUCUGCUGCCGCCGCUCGUCGCCACCGAGGAGGAGGUGGACGCAGCCGUGGGGAUCAUCGCGAAGGCCAUGAGCGUGCUCGACAAAUGAGUUGUCGGUGUGAGGCGUUGAGUGUUGUGUAGACUUGUUAUUUCAGUGCGAACUUAUUUC